AGUUCUACAUUGUCUUCCGUUCGUUUCGUGUGCGUUUUUUUUGGCUCGCGGUCGUGGUAAACAUAACAUAAUAUUCAUACAUAUUAUCUCUGUUCUCUUAUCUUGAAGCCAUUGAAGGAAAGACGAAGAAAAGAGGGUAACAAAGAAAAAGGAAUUCGUUGCAAGGAGCCCACAGUCAAUUCAAGUUUUUUUUUUAAAGAUACACGGUGUACACAAGAUUUCUAUCGAAUUGUCGCCGUGCGUACGACCGAAUAGAGGGUAACAGUUUUUGCAGUGUGUGCAGAAAAAAAAUAAGAGUAUACAAUAAAAAAUUGUUCCAACGAACUAAAAAAAAAAUCCUAGCCACUUCGGAGUGAAGAAGAAUAGAAAUCCAGCGAACGACGGCACAAAAAAUCUGAAUCUGUGCAAUAAAUUGAAGAAGAAACGAGCGAGAUAAAAGCAAAAAAAAACCAACCGAAACCAGAGAAAAGCGUUCCAACAACCACGCUGCAUGAAAAUGAAUGAACGACUUUGGAAUGCUUAAGCGUAGAAAGAAAUGACUUCAAAAUAAUUGACACUGCGGUGCGAAGAAUCGAAAUAUGCAAAUGUCGAUUGAUUGUUAAAAACGAAUCACGGUGUGAUUGUACGGUGCGCGAAACACCACACAAGACGAUUCUGUCUCUUACGCAUUCAAUUUAAUCAGAUGCGGAUGAGAUAUAGAUACUGUGUCAAAAGAAAUUGAUGUGGACUGUGUCUUAUUUUUUUCGUUAAAUUUCUUUCACGUGUGUGUGAAGUGAGCAGAGAAUUGUGAAAGAAGAGGGAAAAAAAUCAACAAAAUAACGUGUACAUGUUUGCUGUGUGGAAAAUGAAUACAAAUUCAAAAAUUUAUUCGAAAAUGUUUUAAAGAUUUUAUUAAACGGUACCGCCACCACCACCAGCACUACCGCCAACAAAAUACAACAACAGCCCGAAUAAUCAUAUUUCGAGUGUGGAGCGUGCGUACGCGGCUCGGCUCAUUCAAGCACUUCAUAUGCGGCUGUUGAAUAUUUAAAUUUAAAACGUGUGAAAACAACGGUAAUAUCAUUUACACGGACGGGACACAGGUAGAAAGAGCGUACGGGGAAAAAGAACGCAGCACGAACAGCAACAACAAUAACGGGGGGUGAAAAAACAACCGAAGCAAUAACAACAUAAUCAUCGAUUUUACAUUCACAUCAAUCAGUUUACGAAGACGAUAAACGACAAAAAAGUCAACGCUUUCAACAACAACAACAACAACCAAAUCUAAGUGAAUAAAAAACAGAAUUUAAUAUAUAAUUCGAAUCAAACAGUGCAGAUUAACGGAACGACUACGACGACGCAGAGCAAGAGCGGAAGCAGGAAGAGUAAAACGGUGAAUGCAAAACGGGGGCCACAUUCGCAAUCGAUGACGUAAAACGAAUUGCGGAGAGACAGACAGACAGACAGACAGACAGAGAGAGAGAGAGAGAGAGAGAGAGAGAGAGAGAGAGAGAGAGAGAGAGAGAGAGAGAGAGAGAGAGAGAGACCAACUGACAGAGGAGGCGGAGAGUGAGAGAGAUAAACGGAGUGCAAGAGUGGAUUGUGAGUGAAUGCACAUAAAAGUGCGUCACAUAGCCACUCAACAAGGACUUGAUAUUCCACAUUACAACCAAACCGAAGCGGAACGAGAACGAGACACACUGUGUGUUGUACACGAAUGGAUAUGUGUUUAGUGCUUAUAUUGACUGCUAUUUGCCGUGUUUAAUGAAAAAAAAAAAUAUUCGAAGAAGAUACACACAUUCCAAACACAGCGAAAUAAAACUAUUCGCACGUAGUUUCAUGUGCAUAUUUUAUCGUGUUUCAUUGCUAUGUUGUGUAUCUAUGUGAGUGAGUGAGUUUUUUUUUCUUCUGUGUCUAUGACGAAAUUCCUCCAACAAGUGUUUCCUCAUAUAACUAUCAGCAUUUUGGUCUAUGUGCAAAAGCAUAUUUUUUGUGUACACAGCUGCUGUGUGCUGAAUCACGCCACUCAUUAGUCUCUCGUUGGUGAUUUGGAAUUUUUGAGAUCGCGUCCCCUUUCACAAACAACACCAGCUAAAACGCUGAAUACAUUCUUUUCGGCCAAUCCCCGCGAGCACGUUUUCGCGAACUAUUUUGCCACCAACAAUCCAACACAAUGGCAACAGCCUACGAUCGACAGAUAUCGACUGUUGCACAGCACAGAUCGGAACGCCAACACUCGGCGGCGGCGGCAGCAGCGGCGGCUGCCGAACGAACAUUAAGAGUUAUCGAUCGCAUUGGACAAUCCGUUAAUUUGGCUGUGGAACGCUUCGUUACCGUUGGCGAAACAAUAGCCGAUGAUAAUCCCGAAAUUAAACAGGACAUGUACGAUGCAUGCAAAGAAGCCCGAACAGCAGGACUAUCAAUAGAGCGAUUAUGCGAAAUGGUUGCCAACGAACCACUUGAACCAGACGACACCCUAUGCGAUCGGACAUCAAUGGUCCGUGCCGCACGUUCCCUUCUUAAUUCAGUGACACGAGUCUUAUUACUUGCCGAUAUCGUCGUUGUAAAACAAUUGCUUCUCGCCAAAGACAAGAUACCAAAAACCCUGAGCAGACUGGAAUCAGUAGCUAAUUUUACCGAAUUUGUGAAGGCAUUUUCGGUGUUUGGUGCGGAAAUGGUUGAACUAGCACACGUGACUUGCAAUCGCCAAAAUGAUCCAAAGGAUGAGCGACGACGAAGUCAAAUGGCGGCCGCACGCCAAGUGCUGGAACGAUCAACACUUAUGUUAUUGGUAUCAUCAAAAACGAGCUUACGUCAUCCGGAAUGUAUACAUUCCAAAGAGAAUCGAGACACAGUGUUUUGUCAAAUGCGCCGCGCAAUGGAUCUUAUUCAUUAUGUAAUUAAGGAUAGCAUAUUGGCGGCAUCGCAAAGCGAUCGCCGCAGUCGACUGCAACAAAUGGACUGGGAAGGCGGUGAACGUGGCACGGCAUCGAGUUGUUUACGAGUUUUUGCACGUUUGAUGGAAAGCUCACGACCUAGAUUUAGUGCAUCGGGUACAACGAUAUUGAGCUCAUCAAAACCCACAAUUAAGGACAUAUCAUCGACAGGACGUCCAAUAGACCCAGCGCAAGAAGGACGUGAGCUGAUGCGAAGCAACAGUGAACGCGAUCGCCACAUGACAAAUCAUCACCAUGCAUCGACAAUGUCGCAUCGAAAAUCAUAUCGAGAUCCACACGACUACCACAGCACUAGUAAUGGUCUGAAAGAUGCUGAUUGUGAUGGCAGCUAUCGAAUGAGAGAGUCGUCACAAAGAGAUCUAGGCUUUUAUACAGGAAUAUCGAUAUUAUCACCGCAAACCCGUGAAGAAAUGCUCUAUGCGCUCAAUAAGUGUGUGGAAAAAACGCAAGAUUUCACCGAUUCAGCAUACACAACGCACGAGCAUCGGGAGAAUAUUCUGCUAUUGUGCGAUCGAAUGCGACUGGAACUGAAUCAAUGUCUUCGUAUGGCUGUGAACAUGGAACAAUUUCCAAAUUCGCGUUUUGACAUCGAUGCAGCAAUUGAUAGUGUACUCAGCGCUGCCCAAGAUCUAUCCCAACAACUAUCGAUGGCUGUGGCCGAUCAAAUACCCGAGCUCAAUCACAUUAUUAAAAUAGGCAUCGAAUUGGUUAAUUCACUCAGGAAUAUCGCCUUAAACCAAGAACUUGAUCGACUGCAAGAGUGCGCAGAUCGUUUUCACGAUUAUAUUGACCACAUUUUAGAAGUCUGCAAACUUUUACGUCAUAUUGCCUUAACUGAAACCCAACAAAUUCAAGCGAAAUUCACUGAGAUCAAUUUGCGAAUCUAUGGACCACAAGUAUUGACAGCAGCGCGGGCAUUGUCCGCCCAUCCAAAUAGUAAAAUCGCCAAAGAGAAUCUCGAAGUGUUUAGCGACAUGUGGCAAUGGUUAUCCGGCGAUGUGACGUCUGUGUCGAAAGAAGUGAUUGAAACGGUGCAAGCGAUUUCAAAACCAGAUCGAACCGAAUAUUUAAGCUUACCUCGACCCGGCAAACACGGUACCACAUCGAAACCCUUGAAAGCCGUACGUUUGGAUCAGGAAGAGCAAGAGAAAAUCGCCAAGGCUGGCCUCGAAAUGAAGAUGUCAGCGAAUGAAAUGGAUGCCGAAACGGAUAAAUGGAAUACAUCCGAUGAGAAUAACGACAUCGUGAAACGAGCGAAAAACAUGUCAACGAUGGCCUUUUCCAUGUAUCAAUUUACAAAAGGUGAAGGUACACUGCGCACCACCCAAGAUCUAUUCACACAAGCCGAAUAUUUUGCUGAAGAAGCGAAUCGUUUGUACAAAGUGGUUCGGACAUUUUCGUAUCAAGUGCCGGCCGGUGAUUCAAAGAAAGAGCUUCUCGAUCAGUUGGACGUUGUGCCAACGUAUGUGCAAACAUUACAAUUCACCGUGAAAGAUCCGACGGUGGGUAAGGCGGCUACAUUUGUUAAAGUCGAUCACGUUAUUCGUGAAACGAAGAAUUUAAUGAAUGUCAUCAAUAAAGUGGUGACCACCUGCUUCGAUUGUGCCAACAAGUAUAAACUGGACUUCAGUGGAUUGGCGGGACGUUCAACGACGGGAUUGCGUGACGAUGAUGGUGGCAGCGGUGUAGCUGGUGAUUCAAAGGGUUCAUCGACAAGUACGGAGGCGAGCAUGUGACAGUACGGGAUGGCCCGACGGGGCAAAGGUGACGCACGUAGGACGCGUGUAUCUUUUCUGCUUUUCUAGAAUCAGAAGUAGGUCCAUGGCGUGCAAUCUUAAACUCAUCAUCACCCUCAUCAAUAUUAUCGUCAACAAUACCUGCUGACAAUCCAAAGUCCUCCAAUCCCCAUCGUCUCGCACUAAUUGAAGGGUUGAUGGCGAUCUAUAUCUGGGAUAUGCUUUUACAUGCCAUUUUAAAUGCAUUGGAGACAAUAUUAUUUAAUAAAAAAAACUCAUUCAUCUACACACGUACAGCCGACAUGGACCUGACUACCCUUACUAAGGGUAGUCGAACAACAACAUCAACAACAACAACAACAACAACAACAAAACAUUUUAUAUCUAUUAUAAACAAAGAAAAACAAAAGAACAAGAAGACAAAACAAAAACUCUUUAGGGGCAAGCAACAUAUAUGUUUGUGAUAUAUAAAAACAAAUAUGAGAUAAAAAUUAUUUAGAUGAAACAAACCUAUCAAAUUGUGAUGACAACAAACAACAACAACAAAAACCAACAAAUUGAAGAUGUAACAAAAACAAAUGAACAAACAAAUAAAACGCAAAAAAAAAUAUUUAUUCGAACAAUGAAAAAAUGUGCGCCGAGCAGAAGUGCAUCAACAUACAUACAUAUUCACACAAUUUAUAGCUAUAAAAUGUAUAGUGAAGUAGUUGUAUGCAUUUUGAGUAUGCUCUCAUGACAAUAUCUCUACUAAUCAUUAAAAAAACAACUACAAAUCGAGAAUAUAUUUGAGAACAACAAACAACAAAAACAACCGAGAUUAGAAUUUAAUAUUAGAAACUUGAAGUAUUUAAACCAAAACAAAGAAGAAAAAAGUGAAAGAUUUUUUAGUAGACACACAUGUUUAACGUGUAGCGUGUAUAUUUGGGAGAAAGACAAAUCCAAAACAAACAAAAAUCUCUUUCUAUAUCCACCUUUUUUUUCUCUUUCCCCUACUCAAUCAAGAUAAAUAGAUGUAGUUAGACCAAAACACGGCUCAUUACACACACACUCAGAACAACAAAACCGACAACUAAAAUGAAAAUUCAUAUAUUAUAUAUAUAUUACAAAUGUAAGUGGAAUGUAUCAAGGGUAAUUUAAUUAUUAACAAAUUGUCACAUAUUUAUCUGAUACUGAACCAAUUAUAUAGAUGAUUCAAUCAGAACCAAUGUACGAUUAUUAUGCCGGAAUUCGGUGGAGAAAAUUAAACACGAAUGAAAUCAUGCAAACAACCUG
Messenger RNA from Sitodiplosis mosellana (orange wheat blossom midge), 5944 nucleotides. It is a transcript of the gene alpha-Catr, whose product is annotated as alpha-catulin. NCBI's taxonomy places the organism in Eukaryota, Metazoa, Arthropoda, Insecta, Diptera, Cecidomyiidae. The transcript has 11 exons. The coding region runs from base 2153 to 4672 and encodes 839 amino acids. Gene Ontology annotation, molecular function: actin filament binding; cadherin binding. The record is from RefSeq and is a predicted model, not a curated record. Gene Ontology annotation, biological process: cell adhesion; Rho protein signal transduction.